This is a messenger RNA of Rotaria sordida, 684 nucleotides long. NCBI's taxonomy places the organism in Eukaryota, Metazoa, Rotifera, Eurotatoria, Philodinida, Philodinidae. The record is from the annotation of a GenBank genome assembly.
AUGGAUGUUUCAACAGUUACAAAUGUCAAUCGCCGCAAGCGCGUUCCUCAUACUAUAUUCACACCAACACAAUCAUCUAACGUGAUUUCAAAUUAUUACUUGCUAUAUUUUAUUGAAACUGAAUCUUAUCAAAUUGCUGCUCGAAGUAGUAUAAAAAAAUUCGACGAAAAAGGUUUUGCAAAAGUUCUUAUUCGAAACAAAUUUUUUCAAGGAAAAAUUAUUCACGUCGAUUCUCUUGAUGGCUGUGAGAAAGAACUCGGACGCCGAACACGUUUAUCUCAACAAGAUAAUACUAAUAAUAACGAUCUUGAUGAACAACAAGAAGAAUUAGAUGAAUAUAAUGAUGAAAUUGUUAGUAGCAUCACACCGAGCCAACGUUUAUUUACUACACAAUCUCAAUAUGGAACUAGUUCAUCAAUCGAAUAUGACUUGCCUUCUUUAUCAGAAGAUAACGAAGAAGAGAAUGAAAAAGAUAGUGAAAAUGGUGAAAUAUUUGAUAAUCAUUUCGAUUCAAUUGAAAAAGGUUUAACAAAAAAAAGAAAACACGUACCUGAUGGUACAAGAAAAAAAAUAAAAAAACUUGAUACUGAUGCACAUAAAACGUUCAACAAAGUAAACACUCAAUCAGAAAUAACUGUUUCCGAACUUCAACAUCGUGGACCAUUUUCAACAUUAAUUAGAUGA